Messenger RNA from Belonocnema kinseyi, 2286 nucleotides. Its product is annotated as probable methylmalonate-semialdehyde dehydrogenase [acylating], mitochondrial. Lineage: Eukaryota; Metazoa; Arthropoda; Insecta; Hymenoptera; Cynipidae. Gene Ontology annotation, biological process: thymine catabolic process; L-valine catabolic process. Gene Ontology annotation, molecular function: malonate-semialdehyde dehydrogenase (acetylating, [NAD(P)+]) activity; methylmalonate-semialdehyde dehydrogenase (acylating, NAD+) activity. The record is from RefSeq and is a predicted model, not a curated record. Gene Ontology annotation, cellular component: mitochondrion. The transcript is spliced from 8 exons. The coding region runs from base 83 to 1645 and encodes 520 amino acids.
AUGUGUCAACUGGCAGACCAAAUUUUUCUUGGAUCUCAGUUUGUGUUGUGGCUUCACAAGAGAAGUGACUCGAUUUAUAAAUAUGGCGCUUUUAAUUAAAAUUGCUAAAUUCGAGGCGAGAUUGUCGGGCAGAUCAUAUGGAUCUUCUGCACCAGCAGUUAAGAUGUUCAUCGAUGGACAAUUUGUUGAUUCGAAAACUACAGAAUUCACUGAUGUUCAUGAUCCAGCCACAAAUGAAGUGGUAUCUCGCACACCAAAAUGUACAAAAGAAGAGAUGACCCAAGCAGUCGAAAGUGCCAAAAAUGCUUACGCAAAAUGGAAAGACACUAGUGUUCUCACCCGACAAACUUUAAUGCUCAAAUACCAGGCACUUAUUCGACAACACUCGAAAGAAAUUGCUGCAAAUUUGGUUAGGGAAAAUGGAAAAACUAUGGCUGAUUCCGAAGGGGAUGUCUUAAGAGGACUUCAGGUAGUGGAUGCUUGUGCAGGAAUUCCGUCCCUCCUUUUGGGAGAAUCAAUGCAAAACAUAGCAACCGACAUGGAUACAAUUUCUUAUAAAGUUCCCUUGGGAGUAACAGCAUCCAUUUGUCCUUUUAAUUUCCCAGCAAUGAUUCCUCUUUGGUCAUUUCCGGUUACUGUUGCCUGUGGAAACACGGCAAUUUUAAAGCCCUCGGAGAGAGUUCCAGGAGCUUCAAUGAUUCUGGCAGACCUCUUCAAUAAAGCUGGAGCACCGCCAGGGCUUUUGAAUAUUAUUCAUGGACAACACGAAUCUGUCGAUUUCAUUUGCCGGCAUCCGGAUAUCAAAGCCGUUUCAUUCGUUGGUUCAGAUCAAGCUGGACAGUACAUUUAUAAAGAAGCAAGUGCUCAUGGGAAACGAGUGCAGAGCAACAUGGGAGCAAAGAAUCACUGUAUAGUGAUGCCGGACGCUAACAAGAAUAAGACGAUAUCCCAGAUCUCAGGUGCAGCCUUUGGAGCUGCCGGUCAACGUUGUAUGGCUUUAUCCGUUGCCAUUUUUGUAGGAAAGUCCCAGGAGUGGAUACCGGAACUCGUAGAAGCUGCAAAAAGACUGAAAGUAAAUGCUGGUCACAUCCCUGGAACGGAUCUUGGGCCAGUGAUAUCCCCCCAAUCCAAAAAGAGAAUUUGCGAACUUGUGGAGUCUGGUGUUAAGGACGGAGCUGGACUUCCACUCGAUGGAAGGAAUAUCGUCGUGAAGGGUUUUGAAAACGGAAAUUUCGUUGGACCAACCCUCCUCACAGAUGUUAAGACUUCGAUGAGGUGCUACACGGAGGAGAUUUUCGGACCCGUUCUGGUGUGUAUAAACGCAAAUACUUUGGACGAGGGAAUUGAUAUUAUCAAUCGUAGCAAAUACGGAAAUGGAACGGCAAUUUUCACGACAAAUGGUGCAACUGCGAGGGCUUUCACUAAUAGAAUUGAAGCUGGUCAAGUGGGUGUAAAUGUACCUAUUCCAGUGCCUUUGCCCAUGUUUAGCUUUACCGGAAAUAAAGGCUCUUUCCUGGGAGAUAAUCACUUCUAUGGAAAAUAUGGUAUUAAUUUCCACACUCAAACAAAGACUGUAACCCAAUUGUGGAGGUCAGGAGACGCGUCUGACAUCGCAUCAUCAACCGCGAUGCCCACAAUGCAAUAGAUAAAAAAAAUCAUUUCUUGUUUCGAAAAAAGUUUAAGAUUUCAACUAAUUUUAGUAUUAAACUCAUUUUGUAAAUACUAGUAUAGAACCAUUUUUUUCAACAAACUAUUCCAUUUUUGUUUAUCCAUUUAUAGAAAAGUGCUGUAUCGCAUAAGAAAUUUGAUGAGGAGAAAAAAUUUCGAUAAUUUUUGUAUCUCUGGAGUUUAUACUUUCUGAAACUGUAUUUAAAAACAAUGUUUUUUCUCUUUUUGUAAUAUAAAGUUGAACUUCACUCCGAGCAGAAUGUCUUCCACUAUUUAUCAACGUCGAAUUAUUGUUAAAGAAAAUAUUUUUAUUAAGCUAAAGGUUCAAGAAUACUAUUGUGUAGUACAAAACGAAAGAGAAUUAUGAAUAUGAAAUAUGUGUUGAGAAUGAUUGAGUCACAAUAAGAUUUUAAAAGUCUGAGUUCUAAUUUUAUACAUAAUUUACAUAUAAGUAUGACGGUGUUAUUGAAUUAAAGGAGGUGCCUAAUCAAAAAUGGAAAAUUUUUAUAUAAUUUGAGGUUUUAAUUUUGAAUAACAAAAUUUAUUUAUGGGUUGUCUGCUUCCAUUGUAUGUUUGUAACUUGUAAAAGAAUAAUAAAAAAAUAUAUUUUGCUCAAUA